Molecule: messenger RNA, 435 nt
Organism: Protopolystoma xenopodis
Lineage: Eukaryota; Metazoa; Platyhelminthes; Monogenea; Polystomatidea; Polystomatidae
Source: the annotation of a GenBank genome assembly
AUGCUUUUAACUAUUCAACCUGACAGCUAUACGCUGCAGUGUGUUCUGCCGAUCAAUCACUUUGUGGAGAAAAUCUACGUCUUCCUGUGGUUUUGGUUCGUGAUUUUGGGAGCACUAACCACCCUGAACACGAUCAAUUGGGCUGUAAACACGGUACUUCCUUUACGCCGAGUCUACUACAUCAAGCAGUACCUAAAAGCGCUUCGACUUAUCUCGAGCACCGAGGAACGCGACUGUACCCGUUUUGCCAACAACACCCUCGGGCCCGACGGUGUCUUCAUCUUGCACGUCGUAUCCAAGAUCGCCAGUGACCUGAUUGCUUUGGAUGUGACUGCCACCCUCUGGAAGAACUAUCGACAGGCCAAGAUUACUGGGACCGAGGAGGACGUCAAUCGGCUCCUAGAGACAGUCAACCGCGGUUCCAGCACCGUAUAG